Oppiella nova is the source of this 288-nucleotide messenger RNA. The record is from the annotation of a GenBank genome assembly. Lineage: Eukaryota; Metazoa; Arthropoda; Arachnida; Sarcoptiformes; Oppiidae.
AUGUGUGUGCUUCACGACCACAUAUCAUACCGGUACGAGAUACUGGAGGUGAUUGGGAAAGGCAGCUUUGGACAAGUGAUCCGUGCGCUCGACCAUAAGACCAAUCAGGAGGUGGCCCUCAAAAUCAUCAGGAAUAAGAAAAGGUUCCAUCAGCAAGCACUUGUCGAGGUGAAAAUACUGGAGCACAUCACCAAACGUGAUAAGGACUGCCACCACAACGUGAUCCAUAUGUUGGACUAUUUCUACUUUCGUAACCACCUGUGCAUCACAUUUGAGCUACUGGGGUGA